UAUAACGGGGUGGUACCCGGAAGGAGAAGGGGAAGCGCGGCUGCUCUGGCCCCAGAUGUUAUUGGUCCCGGGCGGGGAGGAGGACUUGGUUCCCUGUUAAUCGCCGAGCGCUUCGGAGGCGAUGCCGAGCGGGAAAGCAGCCGAGCUCAGAAAGGGGCGAUUAAAUUCAUUUAUUUUUGUUAUCUUUGUAGGUCUGUAGAAUAAGGGUAAAGGUUUGAGCCAAUUGGCUUCUUGCAUGGAGGUUGUUUCAUCCAGCUGGUGAUGCGGACAAGGCUUCCCCAGGUUUUGAAUGUGAAUCACUAAAAAAAAAAAAUGUUCAGGAAAGGAAAAAAACGGCACAGCAGCAGCAGCUCACAAAGCAGUGAAAUCAGUACUAAAAGCAAAUCCGUGGAUUCUAGCCUUGGAGGUCUUUCGCGAUCUAGCACUGUUGCUAGUCUGGAUACAGAUUCUACAAAGAGUUCAGGCCAAAGUAACAGCAAUUCAGAUACUUGUGCUGAAUUUCGAGUGAAAUAUGUUGGUGCCAUUGAAAAACUGAAUCUUGAUGAAAGCAAGACUUUAGAGGGACCCCUGGAUUUGAUUAAUUAUAUAGAUGUGGCACAGCAAGAUGGAAAGCUGCCCUUUGUUCCCGGGGAAGAAGAAUUUAUCAUGGGAGUUUCCAAAUACGGUAUUAAAGUCACAUCGUUGGACCAGUGUGAUGUUUUGCAUAGACAUGCACUCUACCUAAUUGUCCGGAUGGUCUGCUACGAUGAUGGUUUAGGAGCAGGGAAGAGUUUACUGGCUCUGAAGACGACAGAUUCAAACUCCGAAGAAUACAAUCUUUGGAUUUACCAGUGCAAUAGUUUGGAACAAGCACAAGCUAUUUGUAAAGUGCUAUCCACAGCCUUCGACUCCGUUUUAACGUCGGAAAAGUCCUGAAUACUGUAGCGAUAUGUCAUCCUGAAAAAGCUCUCUUCUUCCAAUGACUUUAAUACGUGGAGAAGAAAAGUUCAUAUCUGCACCAGAGUACUUUUUAAAUUAUUUUGAUAUCAUGUUUAAACUAUAUAUAUAUAUAUAAUGUUGCCAUUACUGUUAUUAAGCAAUGGGACCAAAAACCCGCAGAAUGUUCUGUUAUGUGCUCUCUGUGCUAAAUUACUCUAUUUUACCAUUUCAUAAACUUGAAAAAAAUCAAUGAAAUAUCUUCUGUCUAGUCACUGCACUUUUUAAAUUGCCUUAGUUCUGUGUAUAUUUGAUUGUUAAAAAGCAUAUUGUGCAAGAUCAGAGUUAGGAAGGUGUUGUGACUCAUCAGAAGUUUGCUGUGAGUUGAGUCGGGAUGCAGGAUUAACAAUGCAGCUGGGGCUCGUUAGCGUCGUCUUCUGGAGAUGAAAGGACGGAUGGCGCCACGCCCUGGUUGCAGAAGUCAACGUUCGUCGUCCGUUCAUGGUUCAUCGGUCGUGGUUUGUUUGUGAGAGGCAC
This is a messenger RNA of Thamnophis elegans (Western terrestrial garter snake), 1452 nucleotides long. RefSeq names its product integrin subunit beta 1 binding protein 1 (gene ITGB1BP1). Gene Ontology annotation, molecular function: integrin binding. Bases 313 to 915 code for a protein of 200 amino acids. The record is from RefSeq and is a predicted model, not a curated record. Lineage: Eukaryota; Metazoa; Chordata; Lepidosauria; Squamata; Natricidae. Gene Ontology annotation, biological process: negative regulation of substrate adhesion-dependent cell spreading; negative regulation of focal adhesion assembly. The transcript has 7 exons. Gene Ontology annotation, cellular component: lamellipodium; cell periphery; cytoskeleton.